Molecule: messenger RNA, 1852 nt
Organism: Triticum urartu
Lineage: Eukaryota; Viridiplantae; Streptophyta; Magnoliopsida; Poales; Poaceae
Biological process (GO): GPI anchor biosynthetic process
Cellular component (GO): endoplasmic reticulum
Molecular function (GO): catalytic activity
Source: RefSeq, a predicted model, not a curated record
GCGGAGCCGUCGCCGUCGCCGUCGCCUCCCCGUGUCGCUAGCCGGCCAUGGAGUAAGUAAGUAAGCAGAGCAGGGAGUAGUAUAUUACGCCAAGCCAAAGCUUGCCUGCCUCCCCGGCCGCGCUCACCAGCACGACACCGGCCGCGCACGCCAACGCAAGCCAAGGCGGCGGGUGGGCGGGAGCGCGCGCUUUUCUUGCACCGACUCGCGGCGUCGGAUGCUCGUGGCCGCGCUGAGGCACAUGCUGCGCCGCGUCCUCGCCGGCCUCCGCGCGCUGCACCCGCGCCCGCGCAGACGCCGGCAGGGCGGUGCUGGUGGUGGCGCUGGCGCUGCUGCCGGUGCCGGAGCGGCGACGGUGCCCAAGGCGCGCGUGACCGUGCGCCGGCUGGGCAGCAACGGCGGGAGCAGGAAGGCCGGCACCCCGCGCGGCGGUGCUGAUGGGUCGGCGCCGGGGGAGGGACGGCAGCCGGUGACCAUCCGCGUGGCGACGUUCAACGCGGCGCUGUUCUCCAUGGCGCCCGCGGUGGCCGCAGUCCCUGAAGCGGGACCGGGAGCGGAGCGCGAGGCCGCGCGCCGGAGCGGCGCGGGCGCGGGCACGGGCGCGCGGCCGCGGCCCAAGGGGAUCCUGAAGGCGCAGGCGAGCCUGCUGUCGCGGGCGCCGAGCAAGGCGCGCGUGUCCAUCAACCUGCAGGACAACGAGAUCUCCCUGGACCGGAGCGGGCGGCUGGUCGGCAGCCCGAGGGCCCGGAAGCCGCAUCAGGUGAUCGCGGGCGGGCUGGACGCGAGCCGGCGGCGGAGCGUGGAGGAGGUGCUGCGGGAGACGGGCGCCGACAUCAUCGGGCUGCAGAACGUGCGCGCCGAGGAGGAGCGCGGGAUGCGGCCGCUGUCGGAGCUGGCGGGCGCGCUGGGCAUGCGGUACGUGUUCGCGGAGAGCUGGGCGCCCGAGUACGGCAACGCCGUGCUCUCCCGCUGGCCCAUCAAGCGCUGGAAGGCGCUCCGCGUCGCCGACCAGUCCGACUUCAGGAACGUGCUGAGGGCCACGAUCGAGGUGCCGCGGGCCGGGGAGGUGAACUUCCACUGCACGCACCUGGACCACCUCGACGAGAGCUGGCGGAUGAAGCAGGUGGACGCCAUGCUCCGCUCCGUCGACGGCCCCCACAUCCUCGCCGGCGGCCUCAACGCGCUCGACGGCACCGACUACUCCGCCGACAGAUGGGCCGACAUCGUCAAGUACUACGAGGAGAUCGGCAAGCCGACGCCCAAGGUGGAGGUGAUGAAGUACCUCAAGGGGAAGCAGUACGUGGACGCCAAGGAUUUCGCCGGAGAGUGCGAGGCCGUGGUGGUCGUGGCCAAAGGCCAGGACGUGCAAGGGACGUGCAAGUACGGCACGAGGGUGGACUACAUUCUGGCGUCGCCGAACUCCCCCUACAAGUUCGUGCCGGGUUCCUACACGGUCGUCUCCUCCAAGGGGACGUCGGACCACCACAUCGUCCGGGUCGACGUCGCGAUAGUGCCGGACACCAGGGACGCGGACGAGCAGGCCGCCGGGGGCCGGAAGCAGAGGGUGGUGAAGAUGAGCAAGAAGGGGCCCAGAAAAGGGAUAUGGGCGGCUAAAUGAUGAUGAUACUCUGUGUUAUUUGCUGGAGUCCUUCUCUAGUACGUACAUUCUUUUUCUUUUUUACCUGUUUUGCCAUUGUUGGUAGAGGCGAUGUUGGUUGCUUUCAAUUCAAUUGUGUAUACGGCUGGGAUGGCUAGUGGUUGAAGUGGGGCUGAAGAAUGUGAUGUAUAAGUAACCAGGAGGUGGAAGGAAGCAAUGUAUUUUUGGGAUGGCUUCCAUGCCGCUGUUGCCUGC